This is a messenger RNA of Hyposmocoma kahamanoa, 3093 nucleotides long. It is a transcript of the gene Ttd14, whose product is annotated as TRPL translocation defect protein 14. Gene Ontology annotation, molecular function: phosphatidic acid binding; phosphatidylinositol binding; GTP binding. The record is from RefSeq and is a predicted model, not a curated record. The transcript has 10 exons. Gene Ontology annotation, biological process: photoreceptor cell maintenance. The coding region runs from base 148 to 1707 and encodes 519 amino acids. NCBI's taxonomy places the organism in Eukaryota, Metazoa, Arthropoda, Insecta, Lepidoptera, Cosmopterigidae.
AGCGCACGCCUGUGGGCGAUGCGUAUGUCUUGAACUGUGAUGGCUCUUUUUAUCACUUUUGUAAAUUUAACAUUUUUAUGAUAUUUAUGUGCUUAGUUUCCUUGGUAGUGUAAUUUUAUUUUAAUUUACUUAAUACGUUUAACAAAAAUGGCGAAUCAACCCAAUAAAAUCGUGUACAAGCUUGUGCUCACUGGUGGGCCUUGCGGCGGGAAAACUACUGGACAGUCCCGACUUAGCACAUUUUUCGAGAACUUGGGAUGGAAGGUGUUCCGGGUGCCGGAAACGGCUACCGUCCUUCUCAGUGGUGGCAUCAAAUUUGGCGAUCUCACCCCAGAUGAAGAACAGCCAAUGAGUGUUUCAGCCGAGAUGUGCAGCAGUGAUUGCUUAAGAUGCACUGCAGCAGCGGUGGCCCAGACCAGCCGUGGGCAGCGUGCUAGCCAGUUCCAGGAGAAUCUCCUGAAGACGAUGAUUCAAAUUGAGAAUACUUUCUUCGAACUAGGUAGGACGUCCACGAGGAAUUGCCUUAUCAUCUGUGAUAGAGGAGCCAUGGAUGCCAGUGCAUUUAUACCAAAAGAGGAAUGGGAGGCUAUAAUGGGAAAAAGCAACUGGAAUAGCGUCGAAUUGCGGGAUAACAGAUAUAAUCAAAUUGUCCAUAUGGUGUCUGCUGCAAAUGGCGCUGAAGAUUUCUAUUCCACAGAGGACCAUGCCUGCCGCUCAGAAGGCGUCGGGCUGGCCCGAGAUUUGGACUACAAAGCUGCAUCCGCCUGGAUCGGUCACCCUUACUUCGACGUGAUCGACAAUUCCACAGAUUUCGAAAAAAAGAUUAACCGGCUCAUCGCUUGCGUCUGCCAGCGGAUCGGUAUCGACACCGGCGACCGCCUCAAUAUCAACGCGAAGAAACGGAAGUUCCUCGUCAAGAGCCCUCUCGUUCCAGACUCGGAGUUCCCGCCGUUUCAGGACUUCGACGUCGUUCACAAUUACUUGCACAGUGAUAUCCGAAAAGCCCAAGUGCGGCUUCGGAAACGAGGGCAGAAGGGUCACUGGUCUUACAUUCAUACACUAAGGAAGUUCCACCCGAGCAAUGGACAAUCUGUGGAAGUGCGCACUCAACUCACGCAUAGGGAUUACCUCAAUUUGUUACCGCAAAGGGACGAUGCACAUUUUACCAUCUACAAGAAACGCCGCUGCUUCAUCUACAACAAUCAGUAUUACCAGCUUGACAUUUACAGGCAGCCAACUCAUCCCAGAUGCCGGGGGUUGGUGCUUCUGGAAACAUACAGUGCAGCGUAUGACGACGAUCAGUUACUGGCAACAUUGCCCCAGUUCUUGAUAAUCGUUAAGGAAGUGACAGGAGAUCCCGCAUUCUCGAUGUAUAACCUGUCUCUAAAAGAAGAUUGGAAGACUUCAAAGAAGUAUUAUUCUGGCGCCGAUACUAAUGGGCAGACCAAGUUUUUGAAUGGUCAUGGUGGUGACAAAGUAAAUGGUCAUGCUAAAAUGAAUGGCCAUGGAGGUGAGAAAGGGAAUGGAUGCAUUGAGAACAAUGAUUACGACGGCGACAUGAACGGGCACGCCGCGAAGGUCAAUGCACACGCGAGCAACGGGGUAUUCCACACCGACUCGGACAUGAUGCCAAACGGUUCCAUCAAGGGGUAUAGUAUGGAUCUCGAAACACCAAAGAUGCCCAAGAAGGUCGCUCUUAAGAUUUAAAACAUAUUUAUAUACACCCACUUAACUAGAGUUACGAUUUUAUAAAAUUCCACUUUGUAAUGUUUCAAUUUACACGAAAUUGUUUGUAAAACUACUUCUAAGGUUGAGAGAACUUAAUAUGAAAUCAUACAAUAUAUCAUCGCGAAUCUGCUGAGAAGGCUAUUUGUAAACGCUGUAUCAUAUUUUUAUCUAUGCCAUAUUUUAAUGUAUAAAUUGCCAAAAGAAAUCUAUUUUUAUAGUAUUCUUUGAGUGUUAAAUAUUUUACAUAAUUAUAAACACAUCUGUGUACUAUACACCAAUUUUUGUGGUAAAAUGUAAAUAAUUCACAAAUGAAUUAUAGGGGAUUAUUUAAUUAUUGUUUGUGCCUUCUGUAAUGUUGUAUAUUUGAAUGUGGGGAUAUGUUUAAUAUUAGUGAUUUAACACGUAUUUCACCUCCACAUCUGUCAUAGUAUUUAAUAAAUUGCAAUAUCAAGUAAUUAAUAUUGUUGCUGUAUCGUAGAUUCGACUUUAGUGUAAUGAAUUAGGUUCUAUUAUCGUAACACGAUAGCAUUUUCUUAAUAGACUUGAUUGUGUUAAAAAAAUGAAAUAUAUUUAUUGAAUCCUUGAAUAGAGAUAAUGAACUUUUAAAUAAUUGAAAAUUUGUCUUAAAAAAUAUGAUUUUUAGAAUUUUAACUCUUUGAAUGUCUUGAUGUUGUAACGUCGACGUAGAUUCACAUUAUGUUUAGGGUCCGUAGUGGAUGAACGUCAACAUGGGUACAAAGUUGAUAAAUAUGGUCCCCCAUUUUGCCUUGUAGCUUGUACUAAGUUUGUAUUGAUAAACUUUCAAGUUUAGUGUAGUAAUUGAUGUCGCCACGUCUACUUAUUAUCAAAGGAAACUAGGGCUAAGAGGUGUAUCCUCAACUCUAAAAAAUAAAAGUAAUUUCCAAAAGUAUUUAAGCCAUCAUUAGUAUAAUUUAGUAUGUUACUAAGAGGAUUUACAUAUAAAAAAGACGGUCUAUACUUAAUAGCUAUGCUUUGGCAAGUGUCCAUGGUAGCGUCUGUAAUGGCUGUGCUAUUAUAAUUUAACAACAAGCUUGGGGCUUAGCAUUGGCAAUAAACAUGUCAUGAAAAAGAAGCCAGUUGCACAAUCAAUUGAAAUAUUCAUUAAGCGCGUAAUUUAUGGAAAUUGCCCCUGUUCGCCAUUGUUUGGCUACAAUGUUGCAUCUAGUUGCCAAUUUGCCCUACUGUCAUAUGAUAGUUAACUGCUUAAGUAUUAUGCAAUUUCAAAAAUGUAUAUCUAAGCAUUUUGCAACUUGGCGAGAAGAUCGAAAUUGCAUGUCUGUUCUCUGCAUUGUUUUUUAAUAUAUAAAACAUGCAAGUGCUAUAUUAUUUUUUAUUUGAACCCUU